This is a messenger RNA of Neltuma alba, 2563 nucleotides long. RefSeq names its product phosphatidylinositol/phosphatidylcholine transfer protein SFH9. The transcript is spliced from 16 exons. The record is from RefSeq and is a predicted model, not a curated record. NCBI's taxonomy places the organism in Eukaryota, Viridiplantae, Streptophyta, Magnoliopsida, Fabales, Fabaceae. Bases 333 to 2129 code for a protein of 598 amino acids.
CAAACGGCGCUGGUCGCACUUGCAAGCUUCCAAACAGCCGGCGCUAACGUUAAGCCGAAGCGGCCGUUGCACGCUACGUCUUCUCCUAGUAACGCUUUUGACAGUGACGUGCCUUUCUCUCUUUCUCCCUCUCUCUCUUCCUGUUUGCUACGUUCUCAGCUCUCCUUCUCUCUCCCUCCCUGUCUCUGUCUCCGUCUCCGUACAGUUUCUGUUACGCCGCAGAUUAAGAGCAAGAAAGAGCGGCUUUGAAAUCAGAAGGCCAAGCCUAUUUGGUUUCUAGGCCAUCGUCUUCAGAGAUCUUCUAAACGGGAAUCGUCUGCGUCUCGAAUAGAAUGUCAGGGGAGGAGGUAUUAAUUCAAGACGAUGAGAUGGGUGGGAGCUUGGAACCUGAGACCUCUGAGGAUGAGUGGCGAAAGUCUCGGUCCAGAUCUCUUCGGAGAAGAAUGACUGCCUCGACGAGACUCACUCAUAGUCUCCGGAAGCGUAAUAACCGUGUAGCUGAUUGUCGAUACCCAUCAAUUUUGAUAGAGGAUGUUCGUGAUGCCGAGGAGGAAAAAGCAGUAAAUUCGUUUCGUCAGGUACUACUUGAAAAAGAUCUGCUUCCAGCUUCCCACGACGAUUAUCAUACAAUGCUGAGAUUUCUGAAGGCCAGAAAAUUUGACAUAGAUAAAACAGUCCAUAUGUGGAGAGAUAUGCUCAAUUGGAGGAAGGAGUAUGGAGUAGAUUAUAUUCUUCAGGAUUUCAUAUAUGAUGAAUAUGAAGAGGUUCAGCGAUAUUAUCCUCAUGGUUAUCAUGGUGUAGAUAAAGGGGGCCGACCAGUUUAUAUUGAAAGAAUUGGCAAAGUUGAGCCUAGCAAGUUGCUGAAUGUCACUACAAUAGAUCGAUUUUUAAAAUAUCAUGUUCAGGGUUUUGAGAGAAUGUUCAAAGAAAAAUUUCCAGCAUGUUCUAUUGCAGCUAAAAAGCACAUAGUCACAACAACAACGAUACUGGAUGUGCAUGGCGUGAACUGGGUGACCUUCGGCAAAGUUGCUCAUGAUCUUGUUAUGCGCAUGCAAAAAAUCGACGGUGAUAACUACCCUGAGACAUUACACCAGAUGUACAUUGUUAAUGCUGGUAGUGGGUUCAAGCUACUAUGGAAUACAGCAAAAAGCUUUCUUGAUCCAAGGACCACAGCAAAAAUUCAUGUCUUAGGAACUAAAUUCCAGAGCAAAUUGCUAGAGGUUAUAGACUCAAGCCAGUUACCAGAUUUCCUUGGUGGAAGUUGUUCAUGCCCAAAUGAAGGAGGGUGUAUGAGAUCUGGCAAGGGACCUUGGAAUGAUCCUGAAAUUAUGAAACUGGUACAUGGUGGAGAAGCAUUAAAGCUGACAAGAAUCAGAAGUUCUUCAAGUGACCGAGAGCUAGGUAUCAAAUCAAAUGCCAACAAGGUCACUCAAAAAUUAGUUAAAAGCACUAAAAUGUUGCAAACUGGAUCUGCAUCAGAUGCAAGGUCAAGUCCCUCAGUCUUCAUGCAGUCAAUUCCUCCUCUUGAAGAUAAAAGGAUGGGAGACCAUACACCUAUGUACGAACAGGUUGAGCCAGCCAGUACUGCCAGGGAAAUUGAAACUGCUGAUUCAACUAGUGAUUCAAACAACAUUAAUUCCAGAAGAUCACCAAAGGAGCUGAUUCCUUAUGUUACAAGUAUAGUAAUUCAAGUCAUACUCAGAGUUUUAGCUUGUAUAUAUGUAGUUCUUGUAGGCCUUGGAAAAUUUUUGGUCGUUCAGUUCACAGACGGCCAAUCAAGAAGCCUUAACAAAACACAGAAAACUGAAUCAAAGUCCGAGGAGCUCUUGAUAUCUCAGGAAACAAGAGAUCCCCUUUGGCAAAGGUUGCAGAAUUUAGAAGAGGCAGUAACUGAGAUGAUCAACAAGCCAACAACAAUUCCUCCUGAGAAAGAGGAUAUCCUUCAUGAGUCAUUGAAUCGUAUAAAAUGUAUAGAACAUGAUUUGCAAAAGACAAAGAAGGCACUUGUUGCAACUGCUUCGAAACAAGUUGAGCUUGCUGAGUGUUUGGAAAGCUUAAAGGAGGGUAAAUUUAAUGGGACAAACUCAUGUUGGCCUAAAAAUGCUAAUCCUUGUGCCCCCGGAGGAUGAGUUCCAUUCUUUGAGCCUCAGUUUGCUAAGAUAUCUAGUUCAUUGUGCUUGUUGAUUCUCUAAAGCUGAAUUGCUACCGGGCCCGUACUUCUAUUGGCUUAUAUAAUGGGAUUAAAAUUGACUGAGAAAUAGGCUGAGUGGAAUGGAAACCCUCAAGCAGAGAAGAAAAGGAAGCAGGGAGGUUUUUUGAAAUGUCUGAGCUUUGAAGUAGUUUCUUUCCCAUAGAUAUACCAAUUGUUUGAUUGAACCACAGUUUUUUUUUCCCCUUUUAAAUUAUUUAAUUUCUUUAUUUAUAAAAAUUGUACAAAAAUAUGAUGAACUUAGCAUGUAUUUACAGUAAGCAGCAUGUAGAACAUCUUUUACAUGUUCUCACAGAUUGUUAGCAUUGAGCAGUAAAUUUUGAAUUUUACUGCAUAUUAUUUUUGCUCUUGAAA